This is a messenger RNA of Dermacentor silvarum, 5343 nucleotides long. Its product is annotated as transmembrane protein 114. Gene Ontology annotation, cellular component: membrane. The record is from RefSeq and is a predicted model, not a curated record. The coding region runs from base 904 to 1755 and encodes 283 amino acids. The transcript has 5 exons. Lineage: Eukaryota; Metazoa; Arthropoda; Arachnida; Ixodida; Ixodidae.
UCUCUUCCAAACCCUCGUCCUUCCUUCUCACAAGCACGCUUCUUCUCACUCGGGCCUCUGGCAAAGCUGGUCCCACCCUCCCCGGGCCCUUCCCACCACACACCGCUCGUCCAGGUUGCGUACAACGUACACAGCCUACGCGCCAACGACGAAGUUUCGUCGACGACGAGAAAACCUGCCCAGACCCUCCCCUUCUACCUCUCUCUCCACCAAAGCCCGCUGCCGCUGCAGUGACGCCAGCGGUGUCUCGCUUAGUAGCGUGGUGGCCUGCCAACUCUUGGGAACAAGUGUGCUGUGCGUGUGCAGUUCGGUGUGCUAUAGGAGAGAAAAAGAGAACGGAAUCGCUUCGAGCUAGCAGCGCCCCGGCGUCAACGUCUCGAAGCCGCCGAAAAGCUCGGCGCUGCCUGCCACAGGGCAGGCUACCCCGGGCAAAACCCUCCGACCGUCCAAAUCUCUCCUUUGUGUGUGUGCGUGUGAGUGGGGGAGUCGUGACGACCACCUCGGAGACCGACGGGGGCUGCGCGAACGAACGAGCCGGACGGAACUAGCAACAGGUAGUGGCACGAAGCGGCCCUAUCAUCGUCAUAAAACCCUUCGUAAACUACCUCACCGUCCGCACCAUCGAACUUCGACCGAUCGCCGUCUGUCUCCGGUUGUGUUGCUACCGAGAAUCGGAGAGUGUUUGUUAAAAAAAAAGCAAACGCUACUUCUGCUCUACGUUGGUUGACAGAAGACAGGAGUGCCCCAACCCGUGCCUCCUGUUCCUUUCCUUCUGCGAGACACCCUGCUAGCAGACGUCUUGCAUAAACGUCGUCUGUUCCACGCCGUGUCUUUUUGUGCUUUAUAAAACCGCGCUUCCUUUCCAAAGAAUCCUCGCGAGAGUCGGCGAGAACACAGAGCAUCAUGGCCUGCUCAGCGGUAACCCUGUCGAUAGCGACCAUCACGGCCGUGCUGGCUCUGGCCUGCUUGUCCAUUUCGUUCGGCACGGAUAACUGGCUCGAGACUCGCGUCAACCGGACAGCCAUCAGACAGACGUUGCAGAAGGACACAGACGAAUACCGAUCGUAUGAGACGAGAAUGGAGUACUUCAGCAGGGACACGGGUCUCUUCAGAAUAUGCUUCCCCGAGAAGAAGCCCAAAGGACUGGAGACCUUCAUGUCCCCAGUGCAGACUGACUGCGUCAACGUCAACUACUACAUACCCGAGAACGAAGAGUCUGACGGAUUCUCCGAGCAGCGCUGGGAGCGACUCCACAUGGCCCGCUCCGUGGUGGCCCUGUUCAUCAUCUCCUUCUUCUUCGCCUUCCUGUCCUUCUUCACGGGCAUCGCCGGUUGCUGGAAGCGCUCCAACAGCAACAUCAUCGCCACGGGACUGCUGCAGAUACUCGCAGCCCUGACGGUGGCGGGUGCGAUGGGACUGUGGCACGGCGUCGAAUACUACGACUUUAAGAAGUUGCACGACAGCCAGUCCGUCUACUCCUGGCCAGCCAUCCUGCGUCGCAAGGGCGUGACCGACUUCGCCUACGGCUGGUCCUACAUGCUGGCCUGGGCCGGCGUCGGCACCAGCCUGCUCACCGGCAUCCUCUUCCUGGCCUCCGCUCGCUGCCUGCGACGCGAGAAGAAGGCCGACCAGGCCAAGAACAUGCAGUACCUGAUGCCCGUCUACCCGGACAAGCGGCAGCCGUACGGCUACGCCGCCUACCCGGGGCCCUACGCCUACCACCACGGCUCGCAGUACGGGCCGUACGGAUACUGAGACCAGAGUCCUGAGGCCGCGCGCGCGCACAACACCGCGAGACACACACCACCCCCAGUUCGGCUGCCUUCACCGGCGGUAGUGACGUCACCACCACCUCGGAUAGACGAGACCGGAAGUCGUAUUCCACCUGUAACAUAUCGGUCUAUACGGGCUUAAAAAUAGCGGCUUCUUGGCCGUUGUUGAAGGGCACGUCAGCGGCGUUUCGUUGCUGAAGUGUCUCUUCCGCUUCUGCCUUUAGCGUCCGCUUCCGUUGUGUUGGACCGCCCUUUUCCGGUUUCUACUGAGGCUUAGGCUAGAAGGAAGCAUGCACAAGCGACGUGCUCUGGCUUCCACGGAAGCACCUAUGCAAAGCGUUGUGGUAAUAGUGCGCAGUGCAAGAUGCUGACGGAGCCUGCAGUACCGUCCUGGUACGCCUUCUUCCAGUCUGAGCGGAAGGGCAGCCUUACUUCCUUGCUCGGGUAUUAUUAAAAAAAAUGUGUACCGCAGCGUUGUUCUAAUCGCGUUAGUCUUAGUGCUAUUCGAAGAUUCGGAAAAGACGUUCGUGGUGUUGGGGUAUGAGCGAUAGAGAGGCUAAGACCACGCCUUUUGGCACCCGGAAGUGCGGGUAGGUUCAUUCGCGUAUGCGGAGUACACCGGCCUUUGAUGAAAGUCUCGGCGCAGCGGGGACAUACAUAUGCGUCGUACGCAUACAAACCAGCGAGCAACGCUGUAUGAAAUUGCACGUAGAUCCGGCCUCCAAGCUGAGAGUGUGUACAAUAGACGUUAGGCUUAGCAUCCGACGUGUUCACAGACCUGGUAGGAUAGGAGAGCCAUACCUUCGAAUAUGAAAAAACCUUACUUCUGCAGAAAUCGCGAUUCGCCCAAAAACACCUCCUACACAGUGCGAGAUGUAGUAAGAAGUAAAUCGAAAUGAAACAUUCCUAAGACUAGGCCAGCACCACGUGGUCGAAAAGAAUUUCUUUUUUGUUCUUUUUCCGCUAGAGUUACAAAAAACGAGUAGCCGAGGGUGGAAGAUGUGUUGUGCGACAUAGGCGGCUGAAAAAUAAAAGAUGGCUAUAACUUCUUAUCUUGUGGCAGGCAGAAGAAGACAAAAGAAAAUGGCCUGCCGGGUAUUUUUGCGUGAGAGUGACUUAACAUGAAUGCAACUUCAUGCCCGAUUGCGUCACUAUGUAAAAUAUCCUCCCGCGCAGCAAUUCCCCCUCCCCCCUUUUGUACAUAGUCUUCACUCACUUCACUUUUACGCUCUAAUCAUUUUACUUUCCGUCCCUGUCGGGUCCCCCAUCUCUGUAGCUUUAUCGCCUAUCUAGGGCGAUGUACUGUUGUUUCUCGUUUUUUUUUUUUUCAGUAGACAAGGCGUGGCUUAAGGUAGAGUUACUGCCGACAGUAUAUAUUAACUCUAGUUUAAGGGCAACCCCAGCGCCAUCCCACGACCAUGCAGAGCAGCUACCGGAUCGUGCGGCUGUGGCGAAUUACGGUAUAGAUGACAGUCUCGGAACUGCACUCGCCGUCCACGCAUAGCUUCGCUUGACACGUCUGUCACAAGUCUGUCGUCAGUAGGUUGGACCCUACCUCGGCUGUGAGUCAGUGACUAGGCUUAUGGUGACUUGUCCCUUCUGCGGACGUACAAAUGAAGUCGUAUAGUUCACUGACUGAGCAUACGCGCUAACAAACUUCCCGCGUACCCCACUGCAUCAGGCAGUCGCUGUGUACUCCAUCUCAGAAGCCGUUUGCAGCUGCAGGACUCCUUAGCCAAUAGUUAGGCCUAAUGCCCCUCGAGAUGUGUUCAUCUGCGCCUCGUCAUCUGCUCACCGCCAGAGUAAUCCGAGGUAUACGACGCGCGUGCGAAAAGGUCCUAACAUGCCCCGUAUCGCUGUAUCGUAUCAUAGAUCAAGCAAAAAUGAAACUCUCUAAUACCACCAACAAUGAGACAGUUACGCCCGGAACUACAUUCCGCUGCGUAAGGAUAUUACCUGUGUACGCCUCGUACCUUAGGCAGCGCUGCAAACAACUUACGAGAUGGAGUAUAGUGUUCAGCUUGCAGCGGUAAACAAGGUUGCGUUGUAGGGAGGUGCCGGUGAGUUGUCAGUGUAGCGAUGUCGUCACCCUUCUGCGAACCUCCCAGACGUGCCGGCAUAAAUGUGGAAGUAGAUAGCUGAGCGUUUCUCGAACCGAAACCAAAACACACAAGAGCUGCAAACUUGAGUUGACGUGCCUGGAGAUACGCACAGUUGGCAGAACCAAACAGCCUGCCAGAAAUAUGUCAUUUUUUUUCCUUUUCGAUAUUAAUUGCAGGUGUGUGGUAAAAGAUAUACAAUAUGAUGCGCAUGAUCUGUGGCCUAGUAUGUUAAACUAACAAGUCGUUCCGUCCGCCUUUCGUGGUUCGGCGCUGGUUCCGGAAACGAAACGCUCAUGUUCUUACGACCUUUUUUGUUUUAUUUUCUUCGUGCCAACAUCAAACAAAUUCUGUUACCGUUAGUUCUAGAUCCCGCAUAUGUUUCCUUAGUUUUUGUUUGUUCAAGCGACCGGAGAAACGAAGCCGCUGACUUGGCCUCCCGUUUAAAAAAAAAAAAAAGAAAACAUUCCUUCUCGUCACGCCUUUUUUUCUGUACCCCAAGUCAGCCGCUUCUGUCAACCCGAACACAGCUACGCGCUUCUUUUAUGUGUGUGUAAUUUAAUUCAGAGGUAAUAAAAAAAAACAUCGGGGACUACGGGGAUCCAUCUAACAGCGUCCGGGCGCAGUGAUACUCAUGAGUGCACUCGUGGCGCCACCUAGCGGGAACAGCCGGCAGCCUCCGGUCGCCCUGGCUACGCACCAACCCUGUGUGUGCGGCAACACCAUUGUAGAGUGUUCGCUUUACAGGUCCCACGGACGUUACUCACCACUAGGGUUCGGUGUUCCAGUUAUAUAUAUACAUAUAUGUAUUUUUUUUAAUCACGCGAGUGUAAACGUGUCACGUGUUGCGCGCGUUUUUGCUUGGGUCUGCGCGCGCUCGCUCAACACGCCGCAGACGACAAAGCGUCCAGAGGACACGGCCGGAAGCGGAAGAUCUGAAGAGAGAUGUCACGUGUUCCGUGUGUGUGUUGUGUUGACGAUAAUGUAUGUACGUUUGCGCGGUGUGUGCUUAACUAACAAGAAUGGAUGGUUAGCUAUGUAGCAGCUCCGCCUUGAGUGUAAACCGCCGAAGUGCCUUUGAUGCGACAGACGAUUCGCAGAAGUGCACACAACCAUGCGUUGAGCAGACGAUCAACGAGAAUUAAACCGAAUAAUUUGAGCAGAAUUGUUGAUGCGUGGUAAAGCACUAAAAAUGCAAAGUUAUUGUGGAAAGUGUUUUUCAGGCGCCUUCUGGUUGUCUAAUGAGUCACUGAAACACAUCAUCGCUUGCCGUGUGAAGUAUGACUGUAGCAGCCACGCCGAAAAAAAAAAAAAAAAAACUGCUCAUAGAAGUGAAGCGAAACUAUGUUCUGCGCACAACUGCACUGCAGCUUGAAGCUGUGGGGCAUUUACUUCUUUUUUUUUUUCCCUUUGCACUCGAGCGAGUCAUAUGUACGGAGUGUGUUUGUAGAGUGGUACUGAAAUAAAAUCAA